GUUUACUGACUUGUUCCUCAAGGCACUGGAUCAGGGAUUUGGAACAGCUGGCACAAGUCAUAAAGAAUAUAAGCUCCUUCAUUACACCUGCAAUUGGGAUUUCCCACUGCCUCUCAAAGGGAGACCCUGCUUCUCACAAACCAAGAGAGUUUGCUGAUAUUCAAGGAUUGUUUCCCUGAGGAAUGCAUUCUGAUAAGCAAAAAAUCAGGCAAAGGAUGCAAGAAAACUGUGUAUGGAAAAAAAAAAGAAUAGUCAUUACUCAAGCGCAAGCAGGAAAUACACAGGAGAUGGAAGCAGGGUCAUGCCACUUGGAAAUAAUGUAGAGACGCUGUCAGAGUAAGUAGAAAUGAGAUAAGGAAGAUCAAGGUCCAUCUGGAAUUAAAUUUGGCCAAGGAUGUCAAGGACAACAAGAAGGGCUUCUUCAAAUACAUCAAUAACAAGAAAAACUAAGGAUAACAUGAGCUUGUUACCAAAUGGAGGAGGGACCGAGGACACAGAGAAGGCAGAGUGGCAUCACUGAAGGAGCCAGCUGUUACUGCUGUGGGAGGUCAAGAGCUCCUUCCAAUUGCAUCGUCUGUGUCAUCUGCAAAACCCCCAGUUACAGUCCCCAGUGUGCUGGUUGCAGAGGCCACCUUGUCAACUGGGAUCACAUCAAGUGCUCUAAGCUCCAGCUCCUCCAUCAGUUGGGAGGCUGUGGAAUCCUUGGUGUAGGCAUCUGGCUGGCUGUUACCCAAGGGAACUUUGCCACCCUCUCCUCUUCUUUCCCAUCCCUGUCUGCUGCCAACCUACUGAUCGUCACAGGGACGUUUGUCAUGAUCAUUGGCUUCGUGGGCUGCAUAGGUGCCAUCAAAGAAAACAAGUGCCUCCUGCUGAGUUUUUUUAUCAUGCUGUUAAUUAUAUUUCUGUUGGAGCUCACUGUUGUGAUUCUGUUCUUCGUCUACACCGACAAGAUCGACAAGUAUGCUCAGCGGGAUCUGAAGAAAGGACUUCACUUGUAUGGGACAGAUGGAAAUAUUGGCCUCACUAAUGCAUGGAGCAUCAUUCAAACAGAUUUCAGAUGCUGUGGAGUCUCCAACUACACGGACUGGUUCGAAGUGUACAACACAACCCGGGUGCCAGACUCCUGCUGCUUAGAAUUCAGUGAGAAUUGUGGGCUCCAUUCCCCAGGGACCUGGUGGAAAGCGCCUUGCUAUGAAACUGUGAAAGUAUGGCUCCAGGAAAACUUACUGGCAGUGGGAAUCUUUGGAUUGUGCACAGCUAUGGUGCAGAUUCUCGGACUCACCUUUGCAAUGACCAUGUAUUGUCAGGUAGUCAAGGCAGACACCUACUGUGCAUAGAUACCAUUCCCAAUCUUUCUGCUUCUCCUCCAAAGGACACAGGAGAAAUCCCCUUCAUGCUCAUUCAUCUGACCUUUUUCCCCCCCACUUUGUACUAUAAACUGUGUAUAAUGCUAUCUUUCUGAAGAUUUUGUGAAUCACCCCACUGUACUGAAGGAGGAAGAAAAGAAAAAAGUCAGUACUUGAACUGGCACAGGUAAGAAGCAGCCUUGUCUUUAAGCAGAGGAAAACCAAAAAAGCAAUGGCUCCUUUUCCAUAGCCUGUGGCAAGGCAAGAGAGGCUGCUUACAAGGGGCUGACUGCAAACCCAUGUUAGGAAAAGAUGGCACUGAGGCAACCUCUGCCAAAGCUGCCAGGCUGCCUUCCCACAUUUCCCAGCCUGGAAGAGAGGACGUAGAAAACAAAUGUUCUUCAGCAAGAAGGUACAGAGUAGCUAGGACUGAAUGCAAUUCUAAUUUUACUACAGUUUGCACCCAACUAAAAUGUCAAGAUCAAGCAGCCCUGCCUCCAAGUGUCUCAAGAUGAUUUUGUAGCCAGGAGAGGAUCAUCUUCAGAAAUACAUUGUUUUAAAGGAGUAUUUUUAAUCUUACGUGCCGCAAAGUCAGGCUUUUAAUCAGAAUCUGUACAGCAAGAUCCUGGCUGUUAAUAGAAAACAAUAUUGGACAUUGCCUCACUUCCUAAUUGCCAGUGGCAUAGAGAUGGUUGACUGCAUAUGUUAUAUAUAUUACAUUCAUAAACACAUACUUUUCUGAAAGGAGGUGAAAAUACCCAGCAUCUAACUUCAGAAAGAGGAAACCUUUCUAUCCUAUUUUACAUUCCAACUGAAAUAACCAAGUAUUAUUUCUUGUACAAAGCACUAUCACUUAUACCUCUGGGAAACAAGUAAUUACUUUCAGCUGUAUCUUCAUUUCAGUAAACAACUUGCGAGUGGGCUCUCUCUGUCAGUCUA
Molecule: messenger RNA, 2285 nt
Organism: Vidua chalybeata
Lineage: Eukaryota; Metazoa; Chordata; Aves; Passeriformes; Viduidae
Gene: TSPAN4
Product: tetraspanin 4
Exons: 10
Coding region: 474-1337 (287 amino acids)
Cellular component (GO): membrane
Source: RefSeq, a predicted model, not a curated record